AUGAGCCGCCAGCUCCAGCCCCGCAGCCCCGCCGUGCUCCUGCAUCCGCCGGGAGCCCCCGCCGCCGGCGGCCCUCGCUGCCGGGGCGCCCCUGCCAAGCGCCUCCUUCUGCACGACGGCACCGGCGCCGAGGAAGCGCCUUCCGCCGCCAAGUGCGCCCGCCUCGCCGUCGAUUGCUCCAGCGCGGCGCCCCAGGACUGUCUCAGCGCGCCGGGGUCGCCCUGCGCGCCCGUCUCUCCGGCCCCCGGCACUGGCUCGGCUUCCAGCCCCGGCGGUAGCAGCGCGCAGGGGCCCAGCCUCGUCGCCGGCUAUCUCUUGUUGCCCCUGCCCGACAGGGAGCACGUUUCUCGGGCGCUCGACAUCAACACGGGCCGCGAACUGCGCUGCAAGGUCUUCCCCCUCAAACACUACCAGGACAAAAUCCGGCCUUACAUCCAGCUGCCAUCCCACCGGAACAUCACGGGCAUUGUGGAAGUGAUUCUCGGGGAAACCAAGGCCUACGUCUUCUUCGACAAGGACUUUGGCGACAUGCAUUCCUACGUCAGGAGCUGCAAGCGUCUGCCGGAGCAGGAGGCGGCCCGACUCUUCAAGCAGAUCGUCUCGGCAGUCGCUCACUGCCACCAGUCGGCCAUCGUGUUGGGAGACCUCAAACUCAGGAAAUUUGUGUUUUCUAGCGAAGAAAGGAUGCAGCUGAGACUAGAAAGCUUGGAAGACACUCACAUCAUCAAAGGGGAGGACGAUGCAUUGUCGGACAAGCACGGCUGCCCAGCCUACGUCAGUCCAGAAAUCCUAAACACCACAGGGACCUAUUCUGGGAAAUCGGCUGACGUGUGGAGCUUAGGCGUAAUGCUGUACACCCUCCUAGUGGGACGCUAUCCUUUCCACGACUCGGACCCUACCGCCCUCUUUUCUAAAAUCCGACGCGGACAGUUCUGUAUCCCUGACCACAUCUCUCCCAAAGCACGGUGCCUCAUCCGUAGCCUGCUCAGGCGAGAACCCUCCGAAAGACUCACAGCUCCAGAAAUCUUGCUCCAUCCUUGGUUUGAUGCUGUUUUGGAAUGUGGGUAUGCUGACCAGGACAUACGAGCCUUUGAUCAAGUUGUUCCAGAGAAGUCGAGAGAGGAUGACGAUAUCAGCUCCUUCUUUUGUUAGCUCUGAUUUUUGGGGGGGCCUCCGGGCAAGAGACCUCACACUUGCAUACAGUCCUUAAAUGUGUGUGUGUGUUUGUGUGUGUUUGUGUGCGUUCAUUUUCUGUGUUGUAAAUGCAUUGCUUUCCAAACCCUUGCUGCGCUCAAGACAGUAGCUGCGAUCUUGAGUGGAAGUCCUGUUUGUUUCUUCCCUUUCCAAAGAGGCUUGCAAAAAGGCUGCAAUUCUUGGCCUUAUUAAUCCAGGGGAUUUCCCAUUGAGCUCCAUGGGACUCUUCUGAUGCCUCCAUCUGGAGCAAAUGGAAGAAGAGCCAGCUGGAUUCCCCUAUGUCUCUCAUACAUCAUACAAAUGACAGGAGCUCUGGCUGGGCUUUGGUUACAGAAUCGUACUGGUGAUGUAAGAGAGCGCACAGGCAUAGUUCUUCCAAUGCCAGAUGGAGCAUGUGAUAGUCACAGUGGAAAAAUUAAUGGGCUUGUCUAUCAAAAAGCUCAGCUCUUAUAAUUGGUUUCCAACUAGCUCUCCAGACGCGUGGGAAUUGCACCCGUUGUCUUGCGUUUUGCCAGUUGCUUUCCUGGCUGUGUUCGGACACUCAGCUUGAAACCAGUUUGCAUGUUUCAACCUUGAAGGCGUUGGGACUGUUGGGAACCUGCAGCCUGAUCUUGCAGGUUGGGUUAACCUGGAGUAUUUAGCUGUUGUCACUUUUGGAAAAAAAAACAAACGAACUUCCAAUCUGAACCUGUUUAAAGUGUCCAAAAUUGCAAAGCUAUGCUCAAGUUCAGACUUUCAGCAGAGCUGUAUUGGCUUCAGUCCUGGGGUUUCAUCUAAACUGAGUGCUGAAUCGAUCCGGUUGCUCACCUGGCCACACAAGCAGCAGAAUUGAGUGAGCUUUCAACUGAAUACUCUGGCGUUAACCUUUUGUGUGUGUGUGUGGGGGGGAAGGAUUGGGCUAUUAUUUGUCAAAUUUGGGGGAUUUCACAGACGCCAAGUCUUGUCAUUUGAAGUGGCUAUCAGCCCCAGCGUUGCCAGAGUUGGGAGAAGUUGUUUUUAAAGUAUCUUGACUGGAAGAUCAGUGCUAUUGAAACAAAUCAGAAUUUUGCCAUCGGCUUCAGCAGGGCACUUAUCUAUCUUAGUCCUCAAAUCCUUAAGGCGCACUUCUGUGCAGGAUGACUGGGACAGUCAGUGGCCCUUUUGAACUGAUGCAAAGGACAUCAGUCUCCGUGUUUGUGUGGCAGUGAGGUUCUAGCUAGCAGUUCGUCUGUGUCUAAACUUGGAAUGCUUUUCAUACCAUUUCUCUCUGCCAGUCCCUAUAGCUAAUGCAAGUGUUCCUCAAGUGAACUAGAGCUGCUGUUCUCAAAUCUCUUGUUUCAGUAGAUAGAUGAGGACUCCUGAUAUUCUCUCCCCCCUCCUUCUUUUUUUAAAUUACAUGCCUACCCUAAGAUGGCAUGUAAGUGGCAUUUGUGAAGGGCGAUGCCUGCAUCUUUGGCCAGCCACCUUUCAAACGGUUGCCGGGCUUGUCUGUGCAACCUGUGAGUGAUGAGAUGCUGCUGCCAGUAUCUUUAUAUAGAGGCCACUAUCAUUCCCAUUCUACAGAUGGGAUACUGAAGCAAACUGAGGCAGUGACUCGCAUAAGGUUUAGUCAGUGGCAGAGGUGGGGCUUAAUCCUCUCUCUUCCUUCCUCCGCUCAAUCAGGCACUUUUAGAUUUGGCAUCCUAGCCUAGCCUCCCACAACCUGGUAGCCUCCAGUUGUUUUGGACUGCAGCUCCCAGCAUGCCUAACAAUUAGCCAUGCCUGCUGGAGGCUGAUGGGAGCUGAAGUCCAAAAGAACUGGACCACAUUGUCUCAUUCCCCUGGGUCUUAAAGCAGGUAGAGCAGAAGGAUCCGUGGGUUGCAUACACGAGAGUUGUGGCCUAUGUUAGUCCUACUUGGAGUAGGCCCAUUGAAGUGAAUGGGACUUGAGUUAGGCUAACAUUGGGUACAACCCAAGGUUCCACAUUCAGUCUCUGGCACCUCUAGUGAAAGGAACUUGUGAAGGAGGUCUGAAAAAGCUUCUGCUUAAGACCAAGGGGACAAUUCUGGGUAAGGCUGAAGAAUAGUCCCCCUUACCAGAUGCAGGUUUAAAGCUCAUUCCUAGCCUUGGUGCUGAAUCUCCCUGAAGCAUUCAGCAUUAAAUGUUAAGCAUGGCUCUUCUCUGGCAAGUGACCCAAGAGAGCUUGGAUCCUGGCCUUGCCUGGCUCUUUUGCAUCAAUGUAAGCUGGUGUUGCUCUGAAAGUAACACCCUGUAUCUGAAUACCAAAGGCCCAUCUGUCGAGGGUGGAACGGCUUAACCUGAGAGGCAAAGAUAAACCCUAUCUCAUUACUUGCACCGAAAAAUGUUUGGCUUUCUUUGCAUGGGCUCUGAUCUCUAGUGCAUUGCAUCAUCCUUCAUGCAAAAACAAGAAGAAAAAAGAGAGAAAAACAAUUGCCUAUUUUGAUAGCCCACUGAACAAUGCCCAAAUGUUCCUAUUUGACUCUUCAGGAAUAAUCUGGAAAUCUCUCUUUCCCCUUCUACCACCCUUUCUACAUUUUCAUGCAUCUCUGGCUGCUAUCGUUUUUGUAUUUUAAAUUCAUGAUUGGGUAACUAAUAUACUUAAAUAAACAUUAGCUUCCUGGAUGAACUUCUUAACAAAGACGAACUGCUCCAGUUUACAUCAGUAAGCACUUGCCUCUCCUGAGUUUCGAAUUCAUCCGGGAAACCGGAGGAAACCUGUUGUUAUCCGGAAGACUGCUGGUUCUUUUUUCUCAUAGGGUGUCAGUGGCCCACAGGCAAAUGUAGACAUGUGUGAUCCAUCUGAUUAGUGAUUUUUCUUGUGGACUAGUAUCUUUGCUUGCAAGGCUGAGCUGUGUGUAAAAGGAACCGACUUAAGUUCUGGGGAAAAGCACUAUAUUCCAUGUCUAAAACUAAAUUGUUCAUUGCGGGAAGUUGUAUGCUGCCAGCAUAAGAUAGGUGCACCUUUGCCUUUCGAAGAACUUGGGGAAAUGUUUUUCUGUUGGACUGUCUGAGACAGUUAGCAGCCUUGCAUGACUACACUUCCCAGGAUGCAUUGUGGGGGAAGCUGAUGCAAUACAAUACGCCUGUGUGGCCCUAGUUUUAGAGUUUCAAAUGAUGAAGUUGCUUAAGAAUCCUACUGUUUUACGGCUUAUCGUUGUCAGAAGGGUGGGGCCGCUGCACUCUUGAGAAAGCUCUGUAUACCUCAUCUAUUGUGCACUUCCCACAUGAUGUCAUGCCAUUUGAUGUGUGUGUGUGUGUGUGUGUGUGUGUCUUUGAAAAGCCUGAGGUGUCAAAGAGCAGUUUAAAUGUGAAUUAGGUCCGGCAAUACUAACUUGAUAAAAUCAAGAGAAUUACAGGUGAAACUUUUAUUUUUUUACCUUGAUUGCACUAAAGCUCUCGUGAUUGCUUUAAUAUAUUUGUAUCUGUGAUACAGUUCUUUUUUUUGUUUUUUUAAAGAAUCUCCUCAGACCUGCCUAUAAAUCUGUAUAUAUCGGUAGGUGGAAAGCUAAUAACACUAUGUCGGAUAUUUGUACAUAUGUACAUAUUUGAAAAAUCAACAUGAAGCUGUAAAAUUUCUGUACAAAAAAGUUUAAUAAAUCUGGUUUCAUAACAAA
Elgaria multicarinata webbii is the source of this 4788-nucleotide messenger RNA. It is a transcript of the gene TRIB1, whose product is annotated as tribbles pseudokinase 1. Gene Ontology annotation, cellular component: nucleus. The transcript is spliced from 3 exons. Gene Ontology annotation, biological process: regulation of MAP kinase activity; positive regulation of proteasomal ubiquitin-dependent protein catabolic process; protein phosphorylation. Bases 1 to 1152 code for a protein of 383 amino acids. The record is from RefSeq and is a predicted model, not a curated record. Gene Ontology annotation, molecular function: protein kinase activity; mitogen-activated protein kinase kinase binding; ATP binding. NCBI's taxonomy places the organism in Eukaryota, Metazoa, Chordata, Lepidosauria, Squamata, Anguidae.